CGGUGGAAAGAAACCCCGCCGGGGGGCCGGGAGGAGGCCGGAGGCGGGGUGAGUGGAGGCGAGCCCCCAGCAGCGUGGCCUUUUGGGGGAGCGCGGGGGGGGUGUUGGCGGAGGAGGGCCGGGGCUGGCCGCCGAGGACCCGGCCGUAGAUGACUGCAGAAGCGCAGCAGGCUCUGUCCUCUCAGCCCCCUCCUCCUCCGGUGCAGAGCAGCUACGGCCCCAUGUCCUCCGUGGCCGAGAAGCAGCCGCAGAGCUCGGCCAUGGACACCGCUUCCGCGGCGCCCGGAGGGGCGACCGGCAGCGCCCCGGGUAGCGGUGGAGCCCCGGGCAGCGGCGGUCCCAAAGCGAAGAAGACCAACGCGGGGAUCCGGCGGCCGGAGAAGCCUCCUUACUCCUACAUCGCUCUCAUCGUCAUGGCCAUCCAAAGCUCACCCUCGAAACGCCUGACCCUCAGCGAGAUCUACCAGUUCUUGCAGAGCCGCUUCCCUUUCUUCCGCGGCUCCUACCAGGGCUGGAAAAACUCGGUGCGCCACAACCUCUCUCUCAACGAGUGCUUCAUCAAGUUGCCCAAGGGACUGGGACGCCCGGGCAAGGGCCAUUACUGGACCAUCGACCCGGCCAGCGAGUUCAUGUUCGAGGAGGGCUCGUUUCGCCGCCGACCCCGCGGGUUCAGGAGGAAAUGCCAAGCGCUGAAGCCCAUGUAUAGCAUGAUGAACGGGCUCAGCUUCAACCACCUCCCCGAGAGCUACGGCUUCCAGGGCUCGGCCGGCGGGCUCUCCUGCCCCCCCAACAGCCUCUCCCUUGAAGGGGGUCUGGGGAUGAUGAACGGGCACUUGUCCAGCAACGUGGAGGGGAUGGGCCUCGCGGGACACUCCGUGCCCCACCUGCCCGCCAACGGUGGGCACUCCUACAUGGGCGGCUGCACCGGCUCCUCGGCUGGGGAAUACCCGCACCACGAGAGCUCCGUGCCCGCCUCCCCGCUGCUCGCCGGCGGCGGCGUGAUGGAGCCUCACUCGGUUUACUCCAGCUCGGCCUCAGCGUGGGCACCCUCCGCCUCGGCGGCCUUGAACACCGGCGCGUCUUACAUCAAGCAGCAGCCCCUGUCGCCCUGCAACCCCACGGCCAACCCGCUGUCCUCCAGCCUUUCCACGCACUCCCUUGACCAGUCCUACCUGCACCAGAACAGCCACAACACCGCCGAGCUCCAAGGCAUCCCGCGGUAUCACUCCCAGUCUCCGAGCAUGUGCGACAGAAAGGAAUUCGUCUUCUCUUUCAACGCCAUGGCCUCCUCCUCCAUGCAUUCAGCGGGCAGCGGCUCCUAUUACCACCAACAAGUGACAUACCAGGACAUCAAGCCGUGCGUUAUGUGAUACAGGGCGGAAAAAACACCUCCCGGGGGCGGCGAGGCCUGACCCGAGCCUCGACCCCCCCCCCCUCGCGGACCCUCGAUGGAAAUAAGGGGGAUCUCUGCGAAAAGACUGUGCCCGGGAGAGAGAUCCCGGCUCCUCGGGAGUGGGUUGGGGGAUAGGGGCUAAACUUGCCCCACAGCUGAGCAUUGGCCGGACCCUUCAAUGCGGGUCCUCAAUCACUGACGGUCUCUGCCUUCUUCUGCUUCUUCGUUUGGGGUUGGGUUGAGAAGAAAGCAAAGAGCCCUCCCCGCGAAAAACCCUGACUGCGAGUUUGCGUUAAGGGAUUCGACAAAAGAGGGUUUGAUGUUUCUUUUUAAAAGAAAAAGGGGAAAAAAUAUAGUUCAAUUACUAAUUCAAUUUUAUCCUUGGCAUUGAGCAGUGCCAUCAGCGCAAUUGGCGGGCGCGGAGCCGGCUCGACCUGGGGUUGGGGGGGCUGUAAACGUUCCCGACCCCAAAACCGGCGCAUCCCGCGGCCCCUCCGCCCUGCACCGCGGGAGGAGCGCCCGGGGCCCCCCAGCUCGAUCCGCUCGGUCCCGCUUCAUUUCGAGCCCAUUCUUCAAAGUAAUGCCCCCAUCUUCCUUUUCUUUACCCAGCAAACACGCAGCGGGCAAAAAUCUCUCAGAGGGAUUAUUUUUCUUAGCUAUUAAUAUUACUUUUUUUGCCUGCAUAAAAACUGCAGGAUCAGACCCUAUGCAGAGAGAAAAAGGCACUUUGAAAAGAGACAGCCAUGCUCAUUCUGUUAUUUAUUCUACAUUAUUUUUGUUGUUGUUGCUAAUAAUCGAGACACGAGUAGUCUCAGUUGAUCAGUAUUAAAUCGGUGAAUCUCUGUUGGCAAUAUUUGCCAUAUAGAUUUUUUUUCUAGUUAACCUUUAUAAAUUUUAAGCUGAUCGUGGUCUCUGUGUAAAGGCAAUUCUCCAUAUGUUUUUAUAGAAAUAUAUAUAUAAUGAAGGAUUAUUCCCCUCCCUUCACCCCCCCCCUCCGUAUUUUGUCUUUUUGCCAUGACUUCAUACAAGUCGGUGAUACCUAUUUUAAUUCUUUCUGCACUGUAUAAAUUUGUAACUUCGUGGGGUUAUUUUUUUUCUCCCUGCCCUUUUCUGUACGUUUUGUCCCUAAAGGAAAAAAAAAAAAAUCGAACCAAAAUAAAACAUGUAUGUUACUUGUA
Molecule: messenger RNA, 2571 nt
Organism: Pezoporus flaviventris
Lineage: Eukaryota; Metazoa; Chordata; Aves; Psittaciformes; Psittacidae
Gene: FOXF1
Product: forkhead box F1
Exons: 2
Coding region: 150-1370 (406 amino acids)
Biological process (GO): animal organ morphogenesis; regulation of transcription by RNA polymerase II
Cellular component (GO): nucleus
Molecular function (GO): DNA-binding transcription factor activity, RNA polymerase II-specific; RNA polymerase II cis-regulatory region sequence-specific DNA binding
Source: RefSeq, a predicted model, not a curated record